GCACCAUUCCCCUGACGGACAGUUCUCUCUUUCCUAUUUUUCUCUUGAAAAAGCUCCAUCCCCGACACAAUAGAUGAGGAUGAACGGAGCACAACUGGAUGUCUUGGGCAGCUACGCUGCAAAGCCUACUCCGUCAAGUCUUCCCUCCCACUUCUAGAAGCCUGGAGGUUGAACCAAUACAGGGAAAUCAAGCCCCGGAUUGCUGAUCUCAAACAGGGAUCAUGAAACUCUUAGCCAAGUGCUUUGGGCAUCGGAAGACCCCUUGGGUGUUUCUUCACCAAGCAAAACGAUACGUAGCUUCUUUGAUCCCCUCGUAUUACGAAGCUGUCAAUCGGGGCCACCAGGAAGUGCCCGAGUACUUCAACUUUGCAAGCGACGUGGUAGAUAAAUGGACCCAAGAGGAAAAGGAUGGGAAGAGAGCGGGCAACCCAGCCUUCUGGUGGGUCAACGGUCAGAACAAAGAGGUGAAGUGGAGCUUUGAGGAGCUGGCUUUCUUCUCUCGAAAAGCUGCCAAUGUCCUCUUGGGUCCAUGUGGCUUAGAACGAGGGGACAAAGUUAUGAUCGUUCUGCCCCGCAUUCCGGAGUGGUGGCUACUAGCUCUGGCUUCCAUGCGAACAGGGAUUAUUUUUAUUCCUGGAACCCCUCAGCUAACAGCGAAAGACAUUUCCUAUAGAAUUCAAGCUUCCAAAGCCAAAUGCAUCGUUGUGGCCGAUCAAUCCGUCCUUGCUGUGGAUUCGAGCACAGCUGAAUGCCAAUUUCUGAAAACCAAGCUUGUUGUGUCCCACAGAGGCAGAGAUGGCUGGCUGAACUUCAAGGACUUAUUGCAAGAAGCCUCGGGUGACCACAAUUGCGUCAGGUCACGAAGUGAGGAGUUAAUGCUGAUCUACUUUACGAGCGGCAGCACCGGAUCGCCCAAAAUGGUGGAGCAUUGCCACUCCAGUUAUGGCAUUGGAUUCUCAUCCAGUGCUAGGCACUGGAUGAAUCUGUCUUCCUCAACUGUCUUCUGGAAUACGUCGGAUACAGGAUGGGUAAAAACUGCCUGGAGCAACUUAUUUGGCCCAUGGAUCCAUGGAUCCGGUGUCUUCGUACAUCAUCUGCCCAAGUUUGAACCAACAGUCAUAUUAAAUACGCUGGUGAAGUAUCCAAUCACAACUUUCUGUACCGCUCCUACUGCAUAUACGAUGAUGGUUCAGCACAAUGCUACCGGCUAUAAAUUCAGAAGCUUGAAGCACUGUGUGACUGGUGGAGAACCACUCAAUCCCGAAGUGUUUGAGCAAUGGAAGACUCAGACUGGAUUGGAUAUUUACGAAGCAUACGGACAAACUGAAACGGUAACAAUCUGUGCAAAUGUCCAAGGGAUGAAAAUUAAACCUGGCUCGAUGGGGAAAGCAUCUCCACCCUAUGAUGUCCAGGUAGUUGAUGAUGAAGGAAAUAUUCAGCCCCCUGGGAAAGAAGGAGAUGUAGCCAUCAGAAUCAAACCUAAACGACCGUUCUGUUUUUUCUUGAAGUACACAGAUAACCCAGAGAAAACGGCAGCCACAGAACGUGGGGAUUUUUAUAUCACCGGAGACAGAGCGGUCAAAGAUGAAGAAGGCUAUUUCUGGUUUGUGGGGCGGGCCGACGACAUCAUCAAUUCCUCUGGAUAUCGCAUCGGGCCUUUCGAAGUCGAGAGCGCUUUGAUGGAGCACCCAGCCGUGGCCGAAUCCGCUGUUGUCAGUAGCCCAGAUCCUAUUAGAGGAGAGGUGGUCAAAGCGUUUAUCAUCUUGUCUCCUGCUUUUCUACCCCGCGAUCCAGAGGCCUUAAUCCAAGAACUCCAGAACCACGUGAAAAAAUCUACAGCUCCAUAUAAAUAUCCCAGGAAGAUAGAAUUUGUCCAAGAGCUUCCCAAAACGGCAGGUGGGAAAAUUCAACGGAGUGUCCUGCGGAAACAAGAAUGGAGCAAAGUCAAACAGCAGCUCGACCUUCCCAAAUAAACCCUUCUUCCCCAUUC
This is a messenger RNA of Thamnophis elegans (Western terrestrial garter snake), 1990 nucleotides long. Its product is annotated as acyl-coenzyme A synthetase ACSM5, mitochondrial-like. The record is from RefSeq and is a predicted model, not a curated record. Lineage: Eukaryota; Metazoa; Chordata; Lepidosauria; Squamata; Natricidae. Gene Ontology annotation, cellular component: mitochondrial matrix. The coding region runs from base 222 to 1973 and encodes 583 amino acids. Gene Ontology annotation, molecular function: fatty acid ligase activity; fatty-acyl-CoA synthase activity. Gene Ontology annotation, biological process: fatty acid biosynthetic process; acyl-CoA metabolic process. The transcript has 15 exons.